AUGGCCGAAGUUCUUGGACUUACUACCGCUCGAGAUGUCUGGGUUGCGUUGGAAAAUUCCUUCAGCCACAUCUCGAAAACUCGUGAGCUCCGUAUCAAAGAUGACUUGCAGCUCAUCAAACGUGGCACCCGAAAUGUCACUGAAUAUUCUCGUUCAUUUAAGAUGUCUCUCACUCCAUUACCAGCUUUCAAAGAUUUGGUUCCCAAAGCUGAAAGCUUUGAGAUUUUCCAGAAGUCACUUGGUUCCUCCCCUGUUUCUUCUGCUGCCUUUACUACCACUAAAGGGUCCUUUAAUCCCUCUCGGGGUGGUAGUAAUUCCAAGUCCCGUCGUUCUCGCGGCGGCUAUAAUGGAGGCCAUAAUCAUGGACGUGGCAAACGGGGUUCUUAUAUCCCUCGAUGUCAAAUCUGUAAAACGGAAGGGCACACUGUUGACCGCUGCCGCAAUCGUUAUGAACGCACCGACCCUACGACACAACUUGCUGAAGCUUUUACCACAUCCUGUUCUCUUUCACAUGGCUCUGCAUCUGAUUGGUUCACUGAUACCGGCACAUCUGCUCAUAUGACAUCUGACCCUUCUCAGUUGGACAAGGUUGAGCCUUAUCAUGGUAAGGACUGUGUAAUAGUAGGAAAUGGUGCUUCUCUUCCUAUAACUCACACUGGUACGCUCACCUCUCUUUCCAAUCUUAAACUUUUGGAUGUUCUCGUUGUUCCUCGUCUUACCAAAAAUUUGUUAUCCAUCAGCAAACUAACCUCUGAUUUUCCCCUUUCUGUCACAUUCUCUCGUGAUAAUUUUGUUGUGCAAAAUCGACUAACAGGAACGGCGGUGGCAACCGCUAUUUCAGGAAUAGUCUUAUACUUGUUCUACAUUAUCCUCUCUAACCAUCCCUGCUGCCGCUCCACUGUGCUCUUGGCAAACUUCAGAUACAGAUUAAGGACUUCAUCUUCAACUGCAGAUCCUCAGAGUAACAUUAGCCACCUUGUGUUUGGAAUAGCGAGUUCUGCGAAUACAUGGAAAAAUAAAAGACCCUACAUAGAAGCAUGGUGGCAGCCUAACAAAACCCAGGGAUUCGUCUUUUUUGAUAGAGCUCCUGCAGAUCAUGAGUCACAGCAAUGGCCUCCAUCUUCUCCUCCUUUUCGAGUUUCGCGAGAUACCUCUAGAUACAAAGAAUACAACAGACACCCAAAUCCGCAUGCAAUCCGAAUGGCACGGGUAGUUUUGGAAUUGUUUAGAGAGUUGAACAAAGGGGUUAGAUGGUAUGUCAUGGCGGAUGAUGACACAGUUUUUUUUGUGGAUAAUCUUGUUGAGGUUUUGGCCAGAUAUGACCACAAUAAGUAUUUUUAUAUAGGGUCCAAUUCAGACUGUGUGGCAUCGAACUUUGAUCAUUCUUUUGGAAUGGCAUUUGGUGGGGCUGGAUAUGCUUUGAGUUAUCCUUUGGCACAGGCACUGGUGAAGAAUUUAGAUGUCUGCAUCAAGAGAUAUCCAGCUUUGUAUGGGAGUGAUCAUAUUGUGCAGUCCUGUAUUGCUGAUUUGGGUGUCUCUCUGACCCAGGAAAAGGGGUUUCAUCAGAUUGAUCUACACGGUGACAUUUCCGGACUGCUAUCAGCUCUCCCGCAGUCUCCAUCCGUUUCGCUUCAUCACCUAGACGCAGUCGACCCUAUUUUCCCUUUCAUCCAGAACCGCCACGCAUCACUGAACCACCUGAUGGAAGCUGCAAAAGUGGAUCAGUCACGACUAUUGCAGCAUAUAAUCUGCUAUCAUAAGCAAAACAACUGGUCUAUCUCCAUAUCGUGGGGCUAUUCUGCUUACAUUUACGAGAAAAUUUACCCACCAAGCAUUUUGCAUAGACCCCUACAAACAUUUAUUCCGUGGAAGAAGUCGGCUAAGCCUCCCUUCAUGUUUAACACUCGACCUCUUCCCUCAAACGAUCCAUGUGAAUUAGCUCCUCAUGUUUUCUUCUUCGAGGCCAUAGACAAGACCACUACCAAGGGGAUCGACCAAAUUGUUACCAGUUAUGUUAGAAGAUCAUCACCUCGUAGAUCAGUGGCUUGUUCAUCAUCAAGUAAUGGGAGUCACUAUGUUGACUUCAUUUCCAAAAUUCAGGUCUUCUCACCGGCUACAAAACAUGGUGAGGCUGGUAAUAGAAGAGAGUGCUGCGAAAUUCUACAUGUAGCUGAUAAACACAACUUUUCCGAGGUCCAGAUUAGGGCUUGCAUGAAGGAUGAAAUAGUGGCAUAA
Juglans regia (Persian walnut) is the source of this 2235-nucleotide messenger RNA. RefSeq lists its product as uncharacterized. Bases 1 to 2235 code for a protein of 744 amino acids. The transcript is spliced from 5 exons. The record is from RefSeq and is a predicted model, not a curated record. Lineage: Eukaryota; Viridiplantae; Streptophyta; Magnoliopsida; Fagales; Juglandaceae. Gene Ontology annotation, molecular function: acetylglucosaminyltransferase activity.